Molecule: messenger RNA, 603 nt
Organism: Colletotrichum abscissum
Lineage: Eukaryota; Fungi; Ascomycota; Sordariomycetes; Glomerellales; Glomerellaceae
Exons: 3
Coding region: 1-603 (200 amino acids)
Source: RefSeq, a predicted model, not a curated record
AUGCCUUUCCUCGUUGUCGUCACCCCCAACAUUCCUGCCGACAAGAAGGAUGAGGUCCUCGGAGCAUGGCCGCAGGUCAAGGAAGAUAUUGCGAAGCAGCCAGGCGUUAUUGGAGUAGCUGGUGGACAUGUCAUCAACGAAAACGGAACACCUGUGACAGACUUCAAAUUCCUGCAAACGAUAACUUUCGAGUCCGCGGCAGAUGACAAGGCGUUUGCCGAUUCGGCGUGGAUCAAAGAGCGUGAAGAGCAGUUCAAGGCUGGUCCCGGCGGCGAGCCUCGAGUCAAAAAGUUCGAGACUGGUCCGCUUCCCGGUGAAAAGCCUAAGACAUUUACUCAGUUCUGCUUCAUUGAUGUUGCAGACGAGAGUAAGCAUGAGGAAGCGAAGCAGGCCUGGAUGGACCUAGUUGCUGCCCUCGGCCAGACCGUCCACUUUGGAGGAAAGAGUGUCGAUGGAGGUCAGUCAACUGGCUUGGGUAUCUUGGGAUGGGACAGUGAUGAGGAAGCAAAGGCUGCUUGGACCAAGCCGGAGGCACAGGCGGCGCUGCAAAAGUACCAAAGUUUUGGAAAAAGCAUUGGCGUCAUGGUAAAGCUGGAUGUAUAG